ACCUUCUUACAUUCUGAAGCUACAAUCUGCAAAGAUACAUCUAAAAGUUCAAAGCUUCAAGGAUGCAUAUGGCGAUCAAACAAAUACACAAUAUACCGCCAAGAACGGCUCUACUGGUAAUAAUUACCGUCUUUCUAUUCGAAGAAUCAAGGGCUCUAGAGGGAAAUUUCCAUGUUAGAUACGAAUCAUGGGUAGAAAAAUAUAAAACAAGUAAUGAUCCUCCUCGAUACUGCAAAAGCUGUUUAGAGUUGGCUGAGAACAAGGCCAGGUCGUUUUCAUAUUACAGUCAGAUGGAGAGGGAUGCGGUCGUUCUUAUCAAUUUAUACACACAGAAUAUGACUGAUGAUAAAAAAAUUUACAAGCACCUGAAUUCUCAAUUACGAAGCGGUCAUCUUACACAGUUGAUGAGAGAAUAUAAGGAACUUCUAGGAAUGUCAAUAACAAUGCUGUCUUCAAAGUCAAGAAAAUGCUUCAAUACUGUAUUCAGAGGCACCAAUUGUCAAACUAUAGGUAAAGGGAAACAGGAGCAUGUCUUCCCAGAAUUCCUUAGUACAAGUACAGAUGUUGAUAUUGCUUUUGAUUUCGGGUUCGAUGGUUCUGCCUGUAAAGAACUCAUUGUUAUUAAAAAUGUUAUGCAUAAGCAUGGUCUUUUUGUCGAGCCGUAUUCUGAUUUUCCUGACGAGGGUGAAGUUUUGCUAAAAAGUAGCACUAAGAUCAGAAUAACAAAAUACUAUGAUGGUAAAUCAGACUUUAAUGACAAAAGUCGCAUUAAAAAUGUGACUACGCAUUUAGGUUUAAGCAGUGAUGUUCAAGUUUAUGUUGAAGGAUUCGUAGUAGAUAAUAAAAGAAGGAAAAAAAGAAGCAUAGCAUGUUUAACAAAUUCGUCUGACACACCGCAUCCCUACAUACAAAUGUGCAUAAUGAUGAUUGCAAUAUUAAUGAAGUUCAAUAUCUUUUGAUACAGACCCGUAACAACGGUUUUCAAAGAGAAGGGCUUCGAAAAAAGCCGACAAUCAAGCCAAAAAAAGGUACACUCUUCAAACAGUAAAAAUCUCUAU
Saccostrea cuccullata (small rock oyster) is the source of this 1058-nucleotide messenger RNA. RefSeq lists its product as uncharacterized. The transcript is spliced from 3 exons. Gene Ontology annotation, molecular function: NAD+ poly-ADP-ribosyltransferase activity; NAD+-protein-arginine ADP-ribosyltransferase activity. Lineage: Eukaryota; Metazoa; Mollusca; Bivalvia; Ostreida; Ostreidae. The record is from RefSeq and is a predicted model, not a curated record. The coding region runs from base 63 to 959 and encodes 298 amino acids.